Galleria mellonella (greater wax moth) is the source of this 1355-nucleotide messenger RNA. RefSeq lists its product as uncharacterized. Gene Ontology annotation, cellular component: nucleus; transcription regulator complex. Bases 193 to 873 code for a protein of 226 amino acids. NCBI's taxonomy places the organism in Eukaryota, Metazoa, Arthropoda, Insecta, Lepidoptera, Pyralidae. The transcript has 2 exons. Gene Ontology annotation, biological process: regulation of transcription by RNA polymerase II. The record is from RefSeq and is a predicted model, not a curated record.
AGUGCCAACACACGAGCGAUAUAGGUGUAGCGGCGUGGAUGCGUUCCGUAACAGUCGUAUAAACCGGUUUGAUUGUAAUGGUAGGACCAGACCGAGUCGUGCGGGGAGGGAACAAGCUCUCGCCCAUGCCCGAGGCCCGAGGCCAGCCAGUGCUGCGGCGAUUCCUGUCCAGUGACAGUUAAAAAAACACGCAUGGAAACAUUUAUUAAAGGCGUACGUUCACAACCUUGUCUCUGGAACCCACUGCAUCCUGAUUACCGGGAGAUGCAAGUCAGGGAUAACGCAUGGCAGCAUGUUGUAAAACUUUGCAACAACAGUUCUAUACCUAAUAUUAAAGCAGCAAGAAAUGAAUGGAAAAAACUUCGUGAUAAUCAUCGAGAGGCUCUCAAAAGAGCUAAAUUAGGUCAAAACAAAUUGUUACCGGCUCAAAUAACGACAUGGAAAUAUGCUAAAGCGAUGCAGUUCUUAGAGCCUCACAUGAAGUAUCGAAUUACAGAAAACAUUGAGAUGGAUUCACCAGAUGGAACGCCUUCUAAAAGUGUCGAACAGGAUAUCUCCACGACUGAGAUUCCCGAAUUAGGAUCAAGAGGCAGUCCAAAAAAUAAAAAACGUUGCAGUGAUUGUUUUACCGAUAAAUCAAGUCAUCUCAAUAAUACUGAUGCCUUAGAGUCGUUUUUUAAUUGUAUGUUGAAAAGUACUAGACAAAUGCCACUAUGGAUGCAAACUCAAGUGAAGAAAAAAAUAUUUGGUAUAAUAAUUGAUGCGGAGGAACAGCUUUCAAGUGACCAAAUUGAUACUAAAGAUGAAAGUAAUUAUUUUAUGAUAAACAAAAUUAAACCUGAAGUGUUUUCAGAAGAUAGCUAUGAUUCAUAAGCACUUUAACACUAAAUAAGUAAUCAAUACGACACAUAUUAUUUUUUUUUUUAUAUUAAUACUAUAUCAAUAUUUUAAAAUCAAGAAAAAAAAAUUUCACCAUUACUUCUCGACAAUCGUCCUGUGUAUAGUGUAGAUACAGUUGGGUACAGCUCUAGAUCUCCAAAUUUAAGAGAAUUUGAACAACUGUGGAAAUCAGGGCCACCAUACUGCAUGGUAAAUAAGGAUGAUCUUGAUUCCAUUCCUUUAAACCAUUUAUUAUUUUCCCAGAAAUUAUUAUCACGUUGCGCACGAUGACGGAACUGUAAUUGAUCAUUAUCAUACAUCUAUAUAGGAAGAAAUACAAAUUUUAAUUUAACUCAAAUAAAGACUCACUAAGAAUUACUUUGAAAAAGUAUACCUAGUACCAAUGUAUUACUUACUUCACUUUUUUCUUUUCUAUUACUGGGGUCAUCGGAACUAAUUAAAAUGCCACUAACAGU